AACUCUACAUUCCACUGUAUUUUUAAAAAGCAAAUAUUAUUAUGCAUACUUCACUGGCUAUCACUUUAAUUACAUUAUAAUAUAAAUGUCUGUAUCUAUCUCUAUAUUUUAUUAUUAAAUUUACUAUUGGUGUAUAUUUUUACUCCACUUCUGUGGUAAAUGACACACUGGGAAAACUGGAGUGAUUUUCUAAGGUCCUUAAAUUCACUGAUAGCACCAAGUUCUGUUUUAAUUUAAUUCUAUUUUAAUAUGUACAUGAGUUAUUUCAUCUUUAUUGUGACUGGUUAAUACAAGCACACACCUAAUUAAAUUAAAUCUGCAGGUUUCUUCCUUUCAUGCCUGUCCCCCACACUUUCCUUUUACACUAUAAUUGAAAACUGGAGUAGAGACUUUCUUUGAAUUUAAAAAUGGUUUUAAAGUUGGCUUUUGGAAUUGCUAUUCACUAAAAAUGGGAAUAAAAAUAUUUCAGGGUAUAAAACUAAACAUAUUUUUUCUUUCCAAGUUUCUGAGUCUUACUGAGGAAGAUCUGAAUAAGUUUGAGUCCCUCACCAUGGGAGCAAAGAAGAAGCUCAAGACCCAACUAGAGCUGGAGAAGGAGAAGUCAGAGAAACGGUGCCUAAACCCCUCCACACCUUCCUCAGUGACCAGCAGUGGGGUGGCCAGGGUUCCCCCCACUUCCCACGUGGGGCCCAUCCAGAGCCUCCGGGGCAACCACGCUGCAGAGCUGCGAGUGGACGUGGAUCAGGCAGCCCACCCCCUGCCCCGGGAGGGCAGCUCCUCCGAGUACUCCAGCUCCAGCUCCAGCCCCAUGGGGAUCCAGGCGCGGGAGGAGAGCUCGGACAGCGCCGAGGAGAACGAGAGACGGGCAAUGGCAAUGGGUCGAGCCACAAAAAAAACGGGAACCUCUCCUGUUACAACUGCGGGGCCAGCGGGCACAGAGCUCAGGACUGCAAACAGCCACCCAUGGAUUUCAAUCGGCAAGGUACGUUCAGGCUGAAGUACGCCCCUCCCUCGGAAAGCCUGGACUCCACAGACUGAGCUUGCCCAGCUGGCACCGCCGUGCUGCAAAGCCAUGGAGAGCGACGGAGAUCGAACUGCCAAACUGAGACGUCCAGUUGCUGUUAAGCUUAAUGUAUUUUUUAAUCCAAAGGUGCUUUACUUUAUUAGACUAGGUAGAAAAUCUAGCUUAGGGGUGCAGCCAAGCCAGUUUUGAUUGCCAAAUUCAAGCUUUGUUGUUGGAACUCCUGACUCGGUGUCCUCGGAGCGAUGGAUGGAUGGAUGGAUGGAUGGAUGGUGGAGCUGGCCAGCUGCAGUUCCUGCUGGAAGUACAACAUCCCCUGUACUUUUUUGGCUGGAGAAUGUUGCCACAAUUGGACUUUUCCAAGGUGAAAGGCCUGACUCCAGGGCAGCUCUGUUCUGAGGUGGAAGGUAGGAGUGGCCAGAAGGACUUUGGCACCCCUGGGCUAGGUAAAAUGUCUACUUUUUUUCAAAAGUGAUCAGGCACUAAUCUCUGGGAUUUUUAAGGAUUGCACUACAGAAGAAUGUAAAACUCUUCAAGCUUUCUGCACUUUUAGCAGACAGUGUCACUCUGAGACCAGUGCAAGAGGCAAAGAAGUUCCAACCUUUACAAAUUGGCACCAGCAGGCUUACGGGACUUAAUUCCACAAUAAAAAUCCUAAAAAGUCUCUUUUUUCCCUUCCAAAAGAACACACACGGCAGUUUCGGUUCCUUCUGGAAACAAACUCGUGCUUCAUUGUCUCACCUAUUACUAGCUAGUGCUGGCUUCCCAGCACUGGAAUAAACUUAGUUUCCAAGGGUCCAAGUCCCAGAGACUCCAGAGUCAUAAAAGCUUCAAGGAUAUUUUCCUGUAAUACACAAAACCUUUACGUCCUGUUACUGUAUAUAGGUCUCUUUCACAGAAACCUUAUUAUUCUGCUUUUGUAAAUGAAUUUUAAACCAUCCUAAAAAAAAAAAAAAUCAAACUAAGAACUCUGGCAGCAGAGUUGAUAAGCUUUUGCUUUACUUUAUAUAAAAUACCCUUUGGCUCCUACCCCAGGAUUCAGGAGUGGUGGGAGUCAAACAUGUAAAAGGUAGUAAAAACUUCAUUAUUAUCAAGACUUGGAAGGAUUUCUUGUCGGCCUCCUUCGUUGCAGUAGGUUGUAGAUGAGUAGCUUUGGUGUUAACUACUUAGUCCAUCAUUUGUGGGUGACAAAUCUAAAUUAGGACUCGAGAGGAAGCCGAACCCAUCUCGAACUGCUAAUUUGAAACACUUUGGUCCUGUCUGGUUGAAAGAAGAUCCUAAUCCUCAUGGCUCUCCCCCCUGGGAAUAUGACAGCAUUAAAUGGGUGAGGCCUCCUCUGUAAAAGUGUCUGACAGAGAGAAAUUUGCAUCCUGUAAUUUGGGAGACACCUUUAAAGUCUGAAGCCUUGUUUACACUCGGAGGAAUUCCUGACGGCAGGAGGAAUCCAUAGGAUUGGCUUGGGAAGUGCUGUGGGAGCAGGAGGGUGUGGAGCUGCCCCCAGGAGCUGGGGCUGUGUCAGGGCCCUGCUCAUAGGAAAGGGACAUUCGGGGCCAUCCCUGUGUCCCUGCCUGUCCCAGGGCAGCCUCAGCCUGCUGGGAUCAUGAGCAUCAGGAGAGCCUCGGGAAUGUGGGUGGGCAGAACCCAGCUGGGCCAGGGAGGGAUCCAAAACCUCAAUUUGCAGAACAAACAAACAAACAAACAAACAAACAAAAGAUACUUUUAUUGCUAUGCAAUAAGAACCCCCUGAUUUGUGUAUCCCCAGCCCAGCUCCCUGUUGGCUCUGCCUGCGUUUGAGGACGUUCCCUGUGUUCCCAUGAACAACCUUCAGACCUACAACACUAAAGGGAUGAAAACUGACAAUGCAAUUUACUUUGCCUUAAUGAGCUCGAGACAAUGGCAGGAACAGUCUGUCCCACUGCAUCAUGCCCAAGGAAAACGUGCAGUUCCAUGUUUACUAUUUGCAGCUUUGAGGGUCUCUCCAGUGGCCUGGAACAUGUGCUGAAAGCCAAACUUAGUGUUAUUAUUAUUAUUAUUGUUGUUGUUAUUAUUUUUCACUUUUUUUAAACAGUAUUUUAAAAUUGUAUUUAAAGAAACUGUAUUUCAACACACACGUGAGUGUUCAAAAACCCUCUUGAAACAGCAAAAAAACAGCAGCAGCAAAAAAAAAGUCAUUUCUGUACCAGUUGUGUUUUGUUUUACUGCCCAGGGCUGGGCACAGUUGUGUCUGGUCUUCCUCACAGAAAAAAAUCAUAUCAAAAGGACUGUAAAACUGAAUGUCUGUCCAGCAAAUUGUUUCAUUCCUUUCUCCAGAGCUUUCUUUAGGAUCCUUUCCUGUGUGUAGAGUUCAGGCUGAUGUUUCCAGCAAACUGUUUCAUUCCUUUCUUUGGGAUCGUUUCCUUUGUGUCAAGUUGUGGCUGAUGUUUCUUCAAGUGGCUCGUGGCUGCGUUUGGAACGGUUGGGUCUGGGUUUGGAGUAGGAUCCAAGCCAGAAGGACCUGGAGGCAACACGAGUGUCCUGAGAGGAAAAUGUGGUGAGCCAGCAGCAAGCUCAGAGCCUGCCCCAAAUCCCAGCGAGCUGGGGCUUCAGAGCUGCCAGUGAACACCCUCCACUCUGAACCCACCACAACCAAAGUUGGUAAGUCCGAACAGAGCACCUUAAUUCCAUAAAAUUAUCCUUAAUCUCUUCUUCAAAGGCACAAAUCCAUCUUUUUACCCCUAAAAAGCAAGGCAGCUUGGGUGGGAAUAGUAGAGUUCCAGCUGCCCUGCCUGAAGGAAGCAGUUCUUAAACCCUAUUUUUGUACAUUGAAAGAUGGAGAUUUCAAAGAAUGUUAUUUAGCCCUAUCUUUGUCCUGCAAGUAUAAAAAGAAUUAGUUCUCCAGAUGGAUUUCAGGGUGGAAUGGGAAUGAUUUUUCAGUGUAAGAGGGAAGGGAAUCCCCAGUGAUCUCCCUGCAGGGGCAGGAGAAUCAGUGAGGAGCCUUUCCCGGGGGGGGGCAGUUCCAGCUGCAUUUUCCAUUUGAUGAUGGAAAAACUCGAAAUAGGAUGGAAUUUCCAGUGAAAUAGGAUGGAAUUUCCAGUGAACUCCUCCUCACCCUGCAAAUUAAGCAUUAAUAAAUAUUCUGGGCUCGACCCUAACAGGGAGUGCAGAGAGGGAACUGAGAUACUGAUCAGAGGGUUCCACCUGACUUUUAUUGGAAACCACAUUUGAACCAAUACUAAAGUUUAUCAGAACUGGUUUUUAUCCAAACCAGCUCUGUCACACUCAGCUUUUUGUGAAAAUUUUUCAUUAAAUCUUGGCAAAUUAAGCACCAGACUUCCCAAAGGAGGAGUCCAGCACCUUGGCCAUGUCCCCAAAUCCCAGAGAAAUCCUGGGAUGAGCCAGGCUGGGGCACCAGGCACAGCAAAGCUCCUCCCAAAGUGCUGCAGGGGAGCAGAGCUGUGCCAGAGGCACCCUGGGAGCGCUGGAACACCUGGAAAUGGGAUGAAUAUGGGCAAAUCUGGACAAAAAUCCACAUCUUGGAGUUUGUGAGAGUAGGAAUCACUUUGGCUGGUUGAGGCCCCACAGCUCUUGUAAUAAACCCUUGGAAUUACCCAUUUGUUCCCUGAAAUUUUCCUGAUGUUCACAAGAACUGUGUUGGUACUGAAGCAGAAAGCAAAUCCCGUGUGUUUUCAAGUGCAGAUUAACAGCUUCUCUUGGACAUAACUUUCCAUUAGGAAUGAAGGAAAUUCCUGCUCCAUUUGAGCCAUUUCUUUUACUUCGAUCACUUCUAGUAUUACAAAUUCUGCAUGUAACUUUAUAAAUAUUUUAAAUAGUUUUGUAAAUAUUUAAUAUUCAGCUAAUUUGAUUUUGAAUUGUAAAUGUCAAGUAUUCUGGUAUUGGGAUUUUUAUGUUUUAUUAUACUUUGUUAAAAGUUAAAUUGUACAUUUUUAGAAUGUUUUUAUCUGAGUAAAUUUAAUGUAUGGAAAAUAAAGAGUUAAACAGAA
This is a messenger RNA of Zonotrichia albicollis (white-throated sparrow), 5001 nucleotides long. The record is from RefSeq and is a predicted model, not a curated record. NCBI's taxonomy places the organism in Eukaryota, Metazoa, Chordata, Aves, Passeriformes, Passerellidae.